This is a messenger RNA of Nothobranchius furzeri (turquoise killifish), 2619 nucleotides long. Lineage: Eukaryota; Metazoa; Chordata; Actinopteri; Cyprinodontiformes; Nothobranchiidae. The record is from RefSeq and is a predicted model, not a curated record.
UGUCAAAUCAAAGUUCAAAUAUUAGCAGAUGUUUGCUUUCGUGCCACAGCUGUAACAGCAGCUCUAAAGCUCAGGGUGAAGGGUUCUGCCCCUCCUCUUCCUCAGCUGCUCCAGACUGGAGCAAGGUUCUGAUCCGUAUCAUGACUGAAGCAAAGGGGUUUAGGACGUUCUCGUGUGCAGCUGUGGAGGUGAAGAAUGAGCCAGUCCUGGGUUUUAAGGAGGGGAGUCCGGAGCGAGGCGAGCUGCUGAAGGUUCUGGAUGGCCUGAAGGGGACGACGGAGGAGGUGCCGUGUGUGGUGGGAGAUGAACACAUUUGGACCACAGACAUCCGAUAUCAGCUGUCUCCCUUCAAUCACUCUCACAAGGUGGCAAAGUUCUGCUACGCCGACAAGGAACUGAUCAAUAAGGCAAUCUCAGCGUCUGUGGCAGCAAGGAAAGAAUGGGACCUUAAGCCCGUCCAGGACCGGGCCGAGGUCCUCUUCAAGGCUGCAGAUGUCAUCAGUGGACCCAAGAGAGCAGAGAUUCUGGCUAAGACCAUGAUUGGACAGGGAAAAACGGUGGUUCAGGCAGAGAUCGACGCAGCAGCCGAGCUCAUUGACUUCUUCAGAUUUAAUGCCAAACACGCCAUCGAGCUGGAGGCCCAGCAGCCAAUCAGCACACCGGAGAGCACAAACACCGCCCUGUACCGAGGGCUGGAGGGUUUUGUGGCUGCAGUGGCACCGUUUAACUUCACUGCAAUUGGUGGAAACCUGGCAGGAACUCCUGCUGUCAUGGUGAGGAAUGUGGUUCUGUGGAAGCCCAGUGACACCGCUGUCUCUGCAAGCUAUGCGGUCUACAGGGUUCUGCGUGAGUGCGGUCUGCCUCCCAACAUCAUCCAGUUUCUGCCCGCCGAUGGCCCGGUCUUCGGGGACACGAUCACUUCGUCUCCUCACCUGGCAGGCAUCAACUUUACUGGCAGUGUCCCGUAUCACUUCAUCCCACCCAGGGAGCCCACCCUCACUGCCUGGUGGUGGUGGUCAGAGGAACCGGCAACACCGGUGCUUGAAAGCCUCACCUCUAUCAGUGUGCCCCAGGGCAACAACGUAGCUCGUGACCACCAAUUCUGUGGACCAUCUGCCUGUUUGUGUUCAGAGUGCGGAGGGAAGAACUUCCACUUUGUGCACACAUCUGCAGACAUCCAGAGCGUGGUGAUGGGGACAAUCCGCUCAGCGUUUGAGUACGGAGGACAGAAGUGCUCGGCGUGCUCCAGGAUGUACGUUUCAGACAGCAUUUGGCCUGAGAUCAGACAGCAGCUGCUGGACGUGCACAGAAGCAUCCGAGUGGGCAAUCCCGUGGAGGACUUCAGCACCUUUCUCUCUGCUGUUAUAGACGAUAAGGCGUUCGCCCGAACAAAGAAGUGGUUGGACCACGCCAAGUCUUCGCCAAACCUCACCAUCAUCGCUGGAGGAAACUGUGAUGAUCAGAAGGGUUACUUUGUGGAACCGACCAUCAUCCAGACCACAGACCCACGGGACCCCAUCAUGAAUGAGGAGAUCUUUGGGCCGGUUCUUUCAGUGUACGUUUAUCCAGAGAAGAACUACGGUGAGGUUCUGCAGCUCAUCGACAGCACAUCGCCGUAUGCUUUGACAGGAGCAGUGUUCGCCCAUGACCAGAAGGUGAUUGACGAAGCGGCCCGAGUUUUGAGAAACGCUGCGGGGAACUACUAUGUGAACGACAAGUCCACCGGGUCUGUCGUAGGCCAGCAGCCGUUUGGAGGUGCCAGAGCUUCAGGCACCAACGACAAACCUGGAGGUCCUCACUACGUCCUCAGGUGGACAUCUCCACAGGUGGUAAAGCAAACCCAUGUCCCUCUCACAGAGUGGAAGUAUCCAUACAUGGGCUGAGAACACUUGACCUCCACCUGCCCGUCCACUUGUCCCUCUGUCCUUCAGCAGAGUAUGUCCUGCAGACCUCGCCUCUCCUCUGUCCGUCCUUUUUUGCAAUGAUUCUGGAUCUGAAUGUCCAUCAGAUGAAGCAGGAAGAAGUUAUCCAUUUUCACCUAUGUGGUGUUAGUUAAAAACAGUCUGUCACUUCCUGUCAGAGGCUACCUAUUUGUGUUCACUUGGAGCAAAGGGAAUCUAUCAAUCUCUGGAUCAGCACCAAAGAAAAUGCCUAAACGCUGCUUUAUUGCUUUCUUUUUCAGGUUUAAAUUAUGUGAAUCUUGUUUCAAACAUUUAGUCAAACUAAUUGAGAGAUAAGAGUUGAUGUUCUGCUAAUCCAAGGAUAAGUACAGCUAAACUGGUUCUGAUGAUCAUGGAGACAGCAGCUUCUAAUGAUCUGAUUGCCGUCUAACUGACCAGAAAUUGGAAAUGUUGGUUUUACUAAAUGCUGAAUGUAGGUUUUGAUUCUGGAUUCAUAUUUGUAGUUGGUGGAGGAAACCAGACCAGUCCAGGUUUGUGACAUUCAUGUGGUUGUGUUUCUGUUAAAGCACCUGCAGCAGGUGAUUCUCUGCUGUUAUUGAUGUGUGGCGUAUUUUUCCUACCCUAACGUUGAAGUUUACUACUGAUUUCUGUGAUCAGAACUGGCCUGUCUGUAAAUUCUCGUGGUUCUUUUGUGACAAUAAACAGUUAAUUUCUUAAA